This is a messenger RNA of Dothidotthia symphoricarpi CBS 119687, 2869 nucleotides long. RefSeq lists its product as uncharacterized. The record is from RefSeq and is a predicted model, not a curated record. Bases 46 to 2646 code for a protein of 866 amino acids. The transcript is spliced from 3 exons. Gene Ontology annotation, cellular component: nucleus; Cul8-RING ubiquitin ligase complex. NCBI's taxonomy places the organism in Eukaryota, Fungi, Ascomycota, Dothideomycetes, Pleosporales, Dothidotthiaceae. Gene Ontology annotation, biological process: double-strand break repair; DNA double-strand break attachment to nuclear envelope.
AGACGCACGAUCAAAGUCAGCCAACCCCACCCAUUUUUCGCCAUAAUGGAGGACUCGACUAUGCUGGAAGGAUCGCAGGGUCUCUUCGAAGAACUCACCUUUACGCUUAUUCCCAAUGGCCUGUCUGAUGAUCGCUUGCGACAGCUGCGCGAGGAUAUUGUCGCUGCGAGUGGAACCAUAAUACCAUUUGACGCAUCUGUCGGACGCAUCGAUCGCCUGCAAGAGAUCAACUACAUCGUCUCCGAAACGUCAGACUUCCCCGAUUACUACCGCACCUUGGAUCUUAUGCUACACGUUGUGAAGCCAUCAUGGGUGGACGCGUCUCUGAAGGCCCAAAAGACCAAGAACCCACGAACGUACAGUCCAGAUCCGGCGUUGUUCAUGAAUGACGUUGUCAUAUGUUGUGGGGAUAUACCCACUGGUGAUAAAGAAGCAAUCGAGGGUGGGGUGCUAGCCAUGGGAGGGCAAAUGACCCCUGCCCUGUCAAAGACGACUACACAUCUCAUCGCGCUUACACUGAAUGACCAGCGGUGCCAGCUUGCCAUUAGCAAGAGGCUGCCACUGGUCAUUGUGCUACCCCACUGGUUCGAUGAUUGCCUCAAAGUCGGCCAUCGGAUAUCUGAACGGCCCUACACUCUCCCCGAUCCCGAGAUUCUCAACGUCGAACCAGGGGUGAUCCCUCCGACGCGAACGAGCCAGCAGAUCCGUGACGCGACGACUCCAGACCCAACAAAUGAUCCCCCUGCGCCACCGACACUACCUCCACACUCGGCACCUCCACGAGCGAUCAAAGCAUUUGCAGGCAAGAACGUUAAGCUAGGCCAGGAUCUCAACUUGAACAGCAAGCUCCAAGGGAUCAUCUCGGGGAUGAUCAAAAACGGUGGUGGUAAUGUAACGACAAACCUCGAAGAGGCGGACAUUUAUGUCUGCAACUUCCGGGAAGGAGCAGAUUACGUGAAAGCAUCGCAAGAUGCGAAAGACGUGGGCAAUCUUAGCUGGCUCUACUACCUCAUCACACAUGACGUCUGGACGAAUCCGAUGAGACGGAUGAUGCACUAUCCAAGGCCCCGAGAAGGCAUCCCAGGUUUCGAAAAAUACAAGAUCAGCAUCUCAAGUUACACUGGCGAAGCGCGUGUGUACCUGGAGAACCUCGUUCGAGCGGCUGGGGCCGAAUUCACAAAGACGUUCAAGCAGGACAACACACAUCUCAUCGCCGCCCACAAAAACAGCGAGAAGUGUGAAGCUGCACAAGAAUGGGGCGUCAACGUUGUGAACCACCUUUGGCUGGAAGAUAGUUACGCCAAGUGCAAGCAAAUGUCGCUCACAGACAACCGUUACACAUACUUCCCUCCCCGAACAAACCUUGGCGAGGUUCUGGGACAGACUGAGAUUGAUCGCGCUGCCAUGAAGAAGGUCUUCUUCUCCGAAUCUCGCAAACCUGCGAAAGCUGUCAAGCCAAAUAUUCAACCGAACGGUGUUUCUGCACCAGGUUUGCCUCUGGGUAGGACGACUAGCGAUCCGAUGACUCGUAGUUCACCGGUAGUGGAAAAAGCUAAACGCACAAAGACAACCAGUGAUGUAAAGACACCAUUGCCCACGCGCCACCAUGACGGGAAAGAGAACCAGACACCUGGCAGUCGAGGUGCCAAGGAUCGAGCACUGUCAAAACUCCACGAUGCUGCGGGCGAUAUAGCGAAGUUUGAAAAGGAGAUGAAGCGAAAGGGCGGCGUAGUUCAUGGUGGACGGAGGCGGACAGAUGAAGAGGUGGAAGAGAACGCGAAACAGUCCAAAGGGCGAGAUUCUUUUUCAAGCAAGCGCUCAAUCGAUGAAGUCGACCAGGACCAAGACGAAGAGACUGAAGAUGGAUCUCCAGAAGCACCCGCAAAGAACAAGAGAGCAAAGAAACUGAUGCCCAUCAAAUAUCGCAUGCUCAUCUCGAAAGACGAGCGGUGGUUCAACAAUGACGAAAAAGCCUCGAAAGACAAAGCACGCCUCCGCGAACUUGGACUCUUCAUCACCGACGACUUCAAACGUGUCGACCUGCUCUGUGCUCCAAAACCCGUCCGCACCAAGAAGUUUGUUGCUGCAAUGGCCUGCGCGCCUACCCUGGUCUCAACUACAUUCCUCGAUUAUGCACUCAAAAACAACAAGCUCCCACCGCCAGAGAAACAUUUGCUCGAAGCUAGAGACUUUGAGAAAGCGCAAGAUUUUGUUCUGAAAGAGGCAUUCGAGCGCGCAAAGCAGAACAAACACCGUCUCCUAAAAGACUGGACCAUUUUCUGCACCGAGAAGGUCGCCGGCGGAUUCGAUACAUACAAAGACAUCAUCGAAGCGAAUGGCGGCAAGUGUUGUAUGUGGAAAGGCCGCUCGACCAAUGUCACGGCAUCAAAACGCUCUAUCUCCACCGCGGAUGCGGAGGUUAGCCAGAACCAGACCGAAGACAACGGCGAUGAGUUGUUCCUCAUCUCCGAUCCCAACAAGAAAGAGUUCAGCAACUGGACAAAGUUCCGUGAGCUGGCGCAGAAACACGACAUGGUGCCGAGGAUUGUCAAAACGGACUGGUUGCUGUUUGUGGCUAUGGCUCAAUAUGUGCAUUAUAAGCCGGAAUGGGAGCUUAGUGAGGAUGUUGUUAAUGCUGCGAAGUAAUUAUCUGUCUUGGCACAUGUGUGGUUGAUAAUGCGUCAAGCGACAGGCGUUCAGGCCCCGGUAUGGGGUUUCGCACGGCGUAUUGACGGUAUUUUGGGCAAACGUGACAGGUGAUUCUGGCAAGAUUUUGGUGGAGAUGAUGGAGUGUGUCUGGCAUUGAUGUGUUUGCAGUCAAUGGCUAUGUUCUUGGAAUAACCAUCCAAAUGUUUAUCUAUCCGGGUUC